AACAAAUACAAUAACAUAGUAUGUUUCUCAUUAUAUGUGCAUUAAUGAUUUUAACUGAAUCAAAAUAUGUUCCUGAACCCUUUGUUGUAAAUGGAAAUAAAGUUGAGUAUGAAGAUGAAUUCCCCCACGCAGUUUUUAUAGCUGUAAUAAAUCCUAAUGGAGCUUUUGGUUGUGGCUCUUCAAUGUUAAAUCAGAAAAUACUUUUAACAGCAGCCCAUUGCAUAGAUUACUAUGAUGAAAUUGAUUACAUUAAUGCCUUUGCUGGAAGUCUCCGCCGCUACAGAGGAAUAAAAAUUCGUGUUUUAGCAUUUACAAUUCACGAAAAAUUUAGUAGCGCGCUAAUGGGAAAUGAUAUAGCUCUUGCCUUAUUAAAAGAAAAUCUUCCAUUAGGGGAUCACGUUGCACGUGUUUCAAUACAGCGGUCUCUGCCCAAUGAACAUUUUGGUUACAUUGCAGGUUGGGGCUUAACUAACGAGAUUAAAAAAAAAAGGACAGCGUGGUUACACUCAACUCGUCAAACAAUAUGGUUGGCAAACGAAUGUCGGUACGAAAUGAGGGUACCAAUAGGCUGUAUAUGUGGAGGCGAUUUGGACGCAGAAAAUUAUCCGUCAUAUGGAGACUCAGGCAGUGCUCUAGUUGUGAAAGACUACAUUCAAGUUGGAAUCGUAUCCUACAAAAACGCAGCUCAGUCAAGAAGUUUGAGUGUGUAUACAGAUGUAUCAUAUUUCUACGAAUGGAUAAAGUCUAAUUCCCGUAAAUUGUAUUGUGGAAAUGUAAAAAAUCUUUUAUAA
Molecule: messenger RNA, 791 nt
Organism: Leptidea sinapis
Lineage: Eukaryota; Metazoa; Arthropoda; Insecta; Lepidoptera; Pieridae
Product: chymotrypsin-like
Exons: 3
Coding region: 21-791 (256 amino acids)
Biological process (GO): proteolysis
Molecular function (GO): serine-type endopeptidase activity
Source: RefSeq, a predicted model, not a curated record